AUGGAGAGAGGCCGUUCGCGUCUUCUCUCUGCUUACCCCUUUUCUUGCUCCGUCCCCACGCCUUCUUUCGCCUCUUCGUUGCCGUCGUUUGUUCCUGCUUCUGCCUCGUCCCCGCGGUUCUACGCGUCUUCUGCGCCUCCUGGUUCCUUCGCAGCCCCACCGCCUCGCCCCUCUUCGGCGCGGGCUUCGAGUGCAGCCGCACAGACUGCCUCUCUGGAUGCCGCUGCCAAGGCCCUCUGUCCCCAGGAAAUGGUCGAGUACCUCAACAAAUACAUCAUCGGCCAGGCUGAAGCGAAACGAGCCGUCGCCGUCGCUCUCCGACAGCGCUGGAGACGCCGACACAUUGAAGACGAGAGACUGCGAGAAGACAUCACGCCGAAAAACAUUCUUCUCAUCGGCCCCACAGGAGUGGGAAAGACGGAAGUCGCUCGGCGGCUGGCCAAGCGCAUUGACGCUCCUUUCAUUAAGGUGGAAGCCACGAAAUUCACCGAAGUUGGGUUCCACGGGCGAGAUGUGGACCAAAUCAUCAAAGAUCUCGUGGAAGUGGCGGUGAAGACCCAACGCACAAAGCUGCAAGAGGCGAUGCGGCCAGCCGCCGAGCACCGCGCGGAGACGAAAAUCCUCGAAGCUCUUCUGGGCAAAAUGCCUGCUGAGGAGCACCAGCAGUGGCUGCGUCAUCUCCGGUGCGGCGCACUCGACUCGCGGCGCGUGCAUGUGGACUUUCCAGCGCGACCGAACGUCGGAGCGGCCUCGGGUGGCCCGGCCUUCGACGACGGGGGCCGAGACUCGAUUGUGGCAGACUUGGAGAGCAUCAUUCGAGACAUCGACAGGCCCCGUCCCGCCUUCUUUGCAACUCGUCGAGGCCCUCGCGGCUCGGAAGCACGCAACCUGACGGUGAAGGAGGCGCGGGAGAAACUGAUGCAGGCCGAGCUAGACGCCAUGAUCACAAAAGACCUCGUCGUUCAGAAGGCGCUCGAGGCAGUGGAACAAGAAGGCAUCGUCUUCAUCGAUGAAAUCGACAAAAUCUGCAGCAAGGGCGGGCGCAGUGGGUACAACCCCGACGCCUCGGACGAAGGCGUCCAGCGCGACUUGCUGCCUUUGAUUGAAGGGACGACCGUCAGCACGCGAUACGGAGAUGUGAAGACGGACUACAUUCUCUUCAUUGCCUCGGGCGCGUUCCACUGCGUGAGGCCGAGCGAGUUGCUGGCGGAGCUGCAGGGGAGGCUUCCGAUUCGAGUCACGCUCACGUCGCUGACGGAAAGCGAUUUGCGAGACAUUUUGACCAAGACGCAGAACAACUUGAUUGAGCAAAAUACAGCGCUCCUGCGAACCGAGAACGUGGAGCUGCACUUCACAGAGGAGGCAGUCAACGAGAUAGCCCGAGUUGCCUGCGAGGUCAACGCGAGUGUCGAGAACAUCGGCGCCCGCCGUCUACACACCAUCAUUGAAAAAAUCAUGGAAGACAUCAACUACGCAGCGCCGUCGAUGGCUCCUGGAACGCGAGUGGAAAUUGACCUGGAACGUGUGCGGAGUAGCGUGAGCUCGCUCCUCACCAAGAUGGACUACACGCGGUUCGUGCUGUGA
Messenger RNA from Neospora caninum, 1584 nucleotides. RefSeq names its product putative ATP-dependent heat shock protein. Bases 1 to 1584 code for a protein of 527 amino acids. The record is from RefSeq and is a predicted model, not a curated record. The transcript has 14 exons. Gene Ontology annotation, molecular function: ATP hydrolysis activity; ATP binding; peptidase activity. Gene Ontology annotation, cellular component: HslUV protease complex. Lineage: Eukaryota; Apicomplexa; Conoidasida; Eucoccidiorida; Sarcocystidae.